AUGAAAAUCGGGGAUAGCAUCAUCCCACCAUAUAGCCCUACCCAAUCACCCACCACCAUGGCGUCGUCCGCCCCUUCGUCCAAGAAGCUCGCCGAUUUCCCCGACGUUGAAGCCAAGCUCCAGAAGCCGUCCAGACAGUCCGCGUUCGAGAAGCAAAAGGCAGACGCCGAAGCCAAACGGAAGAGAGAGGCCGCUGAGACCGCUGCCGUGUACGAGAGCUUUGUCAGGAGUUUUGACCACGACGAUGAUGGAGACGACGCGGGUGCCGCUUCCACCCAGCAUGGCGCGUUUGGUGGCCGCCAGCAAGGUGGUAUUUCCGGGCGAGAUAAUAACGGUAGAGGAGGAGGGCUGCCCAAGAGACACUUUGGCAGCGGGCUUGGCGGCUCGUCCAAUUUGAAGAGCGGCCCGGGAUCUUUGGGGCCCAUUCCGACGUCCUUCGGCAAGAGAAAAUUUGACAAUCACCAGCAGAUAUCUCAUAGGAAAGCCGUAGACGAAACUCGGGGUCGACUCGGAUUUCAUGACGACGAUAGCGAUGAUGGCCAUGCGCCAAAGCCCAAGGGCCUCUCCAAGGUAUUUGAUGCUAGUGACGACGAGGCCGACGCGAGAUCCAAGGAUUUGGCCGAACAGAAGGCUAUCGCGAAGCCUACUCUCCGCCUAGCGAACCUACCACCGGGCACGUCACCCGCAGUUAUCAAGGCGCUUAUACCACCAAGCCUAACCGUCGAAAACGUCAAGAUAUUCCCUCCUAGCGCCGCAGUGAGCACCGAAAGGAGAUCGAUGACCGCGAUCAUCACCUUAUCCAAAGCGACACCCGCAACGGACAUCGAAGCUGCCGUCAGUUCCUUGCAGAACCGAUACCUGGGCUACGGCUUCUACCUAUCACUACAUAGACACCUGUCGUCUGCUGUGACAUCGGCCUUGGUAACCUCGAAUCUCACCUCCUCAUCUACUUCGCAUCCAUUCGGCGCAAAGCCGGUCCCCCAGACCCUCGAUCCUAACCCGCACCAUUCGGGCGGGUUCCAUCGCGGGUUUGCUCCACCCUCGUCCUAUGGACCUGGCGGCGGCCCUGUCCAGCGAAAUAUCCUAUACGUUCCCGUACAGGCGCCUCGGGACAUUCGGCAACUUCAGCUCAUCCAUAAGGUUGUCGAGUCGGUAUUAGCACACGGUCCUGAGUUUGAGGCUCUUCUAAUGGCGCGACCUGACGUGCAGAAGGAAGAAAAGUGGGCAUGGCUUUGGGACGCCCGGAGCGAAGGUGGGGUCUGGUACCGAUGGCGAUUAUGGGAGAUCGUCACAGGGGCUCGACCCGGGCGAAAAGGCCAGUAUGUGCCGCUUUUCGAGGGCAGCCAUGCCUGGAGAAUACCCGAGAAGGACUUACCGUUUGAAUACGCUACCGCGAUAGACGAAUUCGUGUCGGACGCUGAAUACAAUUCGUCUGAGGAGGAAGACUACGAGGAGGAAGGGAACAAACCAGCCGAUGCGGGAGACAACGAGAACACGUACUUGAAUCCCCUCGAUAAGGCGAGACUAACGCACCUGCUGGCCCGCUUACCUACCACACUCGCCAAGAUUCGGAAAGGUGAUAUUGCGAGGGUAACUACUUUCGCCAUCACACAUGCCAGCAGAGGGGCAGACGAGAUCGUCGACAUGAUUGUUGCAAAUAUAACCAAGCCGUUCGCGCUAACGUCGGCAAAUCCGGAGCGGAAUAAGGCGGCUAAGAACGAAGAAGAUCAGGCCGGCGGCGAGGCAUACGAUGCUGCGCCUCUGUCAGAAGAUCCCAACGCGAAGUCGGCCGAGGCUCAAGAUACUAGCGCGUCAAGCCUUAUCGGGCUGUACGUUGUGAGCGACAUACUUUCGUCGUCGGCGACAAGCGGCGUACGGCACGCUUGGCGGUAUCGCCAGCUCUUCGAGGCAUCCCUGAAAGAAAGUCGAGUCUUUGAGAUCCUUGGCCUUAUCGCCGAGCGCCUCAAUUGGGGUCGUCUCAGGGCGGAGAAGUGGAAGCGGAGCGUUAAGUUGGUACUGAAUUUGUGGGAAGGUUGGUGCGCCUUCCCUCACGAGAGCCAGAAGAUCUUCACCGAGACGUUCGAGAACCCGCCGGGCGCGAAGAAGGAGGAGCAGGCUGACGAGGCGGCCAAGAAGGGCAAGUGGAAGACGGUGGAGGCCGGUUCGGGCACGACUCAAAGCGAAGGGAGAGCAGGGUUUGUCCCCGUAUCCUCUGGUGGCGGGGCAGGCCACGAUGACGAAGACGGCGGGAUGGAGGUCGAUGACGACGUUGACGGCGAGGCUAUGGAUGACCGUACGUGGGUGGACUACGAGGACCUAGACACGGACAUCGAUGGCGUUCCGAUGGAUGAUGACGAGGACGGGGAGCCUAUGGACGAGACCGGCGCAGAACCCGCGGCUCAGCGUAGCCCUGUGGCCGAAACAUCGCCCAUACCCGAUAAGAGCGAAGGGGAUAACGGCGCGGAGAGCGAUAGAAAGGCAGAGGAGUCUGUGACUGACGCACCAUCGCGGGACCAAAUUUCGACGACCCUACAGCCGCGGAGGCGCAUGAAGGCCGUGGACAUGUUCGCAGACUCUGACGAUUCUGAUAACGGAAGCUGAUGAUAUCACGGCUAACCAAGCCCCUACAAUAUACAAAUUUUAAAAAGCACAGUUGGAUCACGGCGGGAAUCUAGCCGUUGGCUGUCUCUUGGCAGAUCUGGAGGAACUGGGGACGGACGGUUCUUCUGGAUCGCUGAUGGCCCCGGGUCCUGCCAGAGAAACAGUUUGAGUAAACGUACCCGGCCCGACAUAUCCGAGCCUCUCAGUUAGCCGGCAAGGACAACCUUCAGGAAGCGAGCCUGAUCCUAGUCCGAAGGCACGGGUGUCUGUCUAUAUCUAUAAACCACCUGCUCGAACCCCAUGUUCUCUGCGUAGGGCGGUCAGAAGGUGUGCUGUUGC
Messenger RNA from Durotheca rogersii, 2940 nucleotides. RefSeq lists its product as uncharacterized. The coding region runs from base 1 to 2601 and encodes 866 amino acids. Gene Ontology annotation, biological process: RNA processing. Gene Ontology annotation, molecular function: RNA binding. The transcript has 2 exons. Lineage: Eukaryota; Fungi; Ascomycota; Sordariomycetes; Xylariales; Xylariaceae. Gene Ontology annotation, cellular component: nucleus. The record is from RefSeq and is a predicted model, not a curated record.